UGGACCGACAACAUUCUCAACCCGGACCAGAACAGCAAGCAGUGAUGAGCCGUCUUGAUAUUUACCAUAUUGCUAAUUCUGACAUCUUUGUCUGUUUUGAACCACGAUGAACAUGGAAGUGAUUUGGCCGUGUGUUGUUGGUUCUGCCUGCAGAGUAAAUAAUGAAGGCUUUCCUGGUAGCCGCGCUCCUACUAUUGGCAGUGGCAAGUGGAUGUGCUCUGAAGUGCAGACGCUGCGUCCCUUCAGUACCAGGUGUAGGAUGUACCGUCUCCACGGAGACCUGCUCCUCUAACAUGGACGCGUGUGUCGCCGCCCGCUUCCUCCAGCACCCCUACUCAUACUUCAACAGGUGCAUCAAAAUGACCGACUGCAGGAUCCUGCAGACAAGCCCCUACAUAAAAGCCAACUGCUGCCAGACAGACAUGUGCAAUAUCUCCAGCCUCUAGAAGUCCAGAUCACCCCCCCCCCCCCCCCCCCCCAGAGUGUCCAAGACAAGAUCCUUCUGCAUGGGUUCACUUGAGUCGUAACCAUCAGAAUCGAAUGAUUGAUAAACUGUCUUUGUUGAAAGCAAUGUAUGUUUAAAUGCACAGUGCAAAUAAAAGUGUCUUGUUUACAACAUAA
Molecule: messenger RNA, 621 nt
Organism: Sardina pilchardus (European sardine)
Lineage: Eukaryota; Metazoa; Chordata; Actinopteri; Clupeiformes; Clupeidae
Product: CD59 glycoprotein-like
Exons: 4
Coding region: 162-446 (94 amino acids)
Source: RefSeq, a predicted model, not a curated record